CACUCAGUCCUCCAAGGGUUAUUGAGCUCCGGAUCCUAGAAAGGCAGGAAGUUUGAUAAGUGGAGGGAGACUGUAGGGAACGUCCUUUCCUUCCUUCCGAGUAGACAGAGAGGGAAGUCGGUCGGGGAGAAAACUUGGUCGAGGCUGAUGCAAGGACAGGAGAGAGACAGAGAGAGACAGAGAGAGCAGUGGGAUGCAAAUGCCUGGAGACUGACCAGUGAGGAUCACGGACCACUCCCUCUCGAACCCUGCUGUGCCACGUCUAAGGUCAGAAGGGCCUCUGAUGCCCAAAGCUGAUGUCACCUCCUGGCUUGAAGAAAAGGAAAAACUAUUCUGGCAGCCCAUCCAGGCUCCCACCCUGAAUGGUACGCAUUGUUGCCCACAAGCAUCCACAGCAAGACCCUCCUACCUCUUGGCCCCAGGAGCAUCAGAGCACAGCACAGACACACAAGACAAAGAGGGUGGCAACAAGCUACAGCAGCUAUUCCUCUCCCCAGCCCUGACAGACUGCCUGGGCUGCAAGUGAAUGGGCAGGAGAAGGAGAAGGAUUGAGAGCCAUCUGCAGCGUCACUGGAAAGAAGUAUAACAUGGUGAAAUGAAUGAUUGGAAGUGAAAGGGAUUUAAAAGACAUGAGGGAAAUCAGGCUAAGAUUCAGAUGAAGAAAUCCUCUACUCCUUAGGGUGUUGACAUCUAUGAAUGCCUGAUCCAGUAAAGAGACCUCAAGGAAAACAGAAGGGAAAAGCGUCCAGUGUGAGGGGGAAACAUCAAAUAUAAAUUGACGCCACAGAAUUCACACAAGGGGAAAACAUGUAAAUGAAUGGAGUGUAGGAGGAGCUUGAGUCACAGUCCUGGCCUAAUUGAGCAUAAGGAAUCCAUACGAGGGGAAUUAAUAUGCAUCAAUUAAAUGCAUGAAGUGUGCAAAGGGCUUCAGUCAUAGCGAAAGCUGUAUUUUACAUCAGAGAAUCCACAAAGGAGUGAAACUGUUGAGUAGGGAAAGUCCUUCGGUGACAGCAGAAAACUUAUUUUGCAUCAAAAAACCCAUACAGGGAAGAAGCCAUGCAAACUUGUGGAAUGUGUAAAAAGCUUCAGUCAUUACAGACUUUAUGACGAAUAGUCAUUACAGGGGUCUAGCCAUUUAAAUGUGUGCAGUGUGGAAAGCAUUUUCCUCAUAGCGAUAACUUCACUGCAUAUCAAAGAACCCACACAAGGAUGAAGGCAUAUAAAUGUAUGGAGUGUGGAAAGAGCUUCAGUCGUAGAGCUAUUCUUACUUCACAUGAAAGAACCCACACAGGGGUUAAACCACAUGAAUGUGUGGAGCGUGGAAAGAGUUUCAGUCGUAGCGACAGCCCUACUUUACUUCAAAGAACCCACACAGGGGUGAAGCCAUAUGAAUGUGUGGAGUGUGGAAAGACCUUCAGUCAAAGCAGAAAACUUAAUUUACAUCAAAGAAUCCAUACAGGGGUGAAACCACAUAAAUGUGUGGAGUGUGGAAAGAGCUUCCAUUCUAGUACACAACUUACUUCACAUCAAAGAACCCACACACGGGUGAAGCCAUAUGGAUGUGUGCAGUGUGGAAAGAGCUUCAGUCAAUAUGGACAACUUUUUCACCAUGAAAGCACCCACACAGGGGUGAAGCCAUUUAAAUGUAUGGAAUGUGGAAAGAGUUUCACUCGCAGGGAUGUCCUUACUAUACAUCAAACAACCCACUUGGGGAUGAAGGCAUAUAAAUGUAUGGAGUGUGGAAAGCACUUUAGUCAGAGUAGUGCCCUUACGUUACAUCACAGAAUCCAUACAGGGGUGAAACCACAUAAAUGUGUGGAGUGUGGAAAGAGCUUCCGUUUGAGUAGCCAUCUUACUUCACAUCAAAGAACCCACACAGGGGUGAAGCCAUAUGAAUGUGUGGAGUGUGGAAAGAGCUUCAGUCAAAGUGCAACCCUUAGUGUACAUCAAAGAAUCCAUACAGGGGCAAAACCACAUAAAUGUGUGGAGUGUGGAAAGAGUUUCCGUUCAAGUAGCCAUCUUUCUUCACAUCAAAGAACCCACACAGGGGUGAAGCCAUAUGAAUGUGUGGAGUGUGGAAAGGGCUUCUCUCAUAGAGAUAGCCUUAUUAAUCAUCAAAGAACCCACACAAUGGUAAAGCCAUUUAAAUGUAUCGAGUGUGGAAAGUGCUUCAGUCAGAGAGGAAACCUUGCUACACAUCAAAAAGCCCACAUGGGGGUAAAACUGUAUGAAUGUGUGGAGUGUGGAAAGAGUUUCACUCGUAGAGAACACCUUACUUCACAUCAAGGAAUUCAUACAGGGGUGAAGCCAUUUAAAUGUGUGGAGUGUGGAAAGAGUUUCAGACGUAGUGACAGCCUUCGUUUACAUCAAAGAAUCCACACAGGGGUGAAGCCAUAUGAAUGUGUGGAGUGUGGAAAGAUCUUUAUCGACAGCAGUACCCUUACUAAACAUCAAAGAACCCAUACAGGAGAGAAACCAUUUAAAUGUAUGCAAUGUGGAAAGAGCUUCAGUCAGAGUGGAACCCUUACUUUACAUCUAAGAACCCAUACAGGGGAUAAACCACAUAAAUGUGUGGAGUGUGGAAAGAGCUUCUGUUCUAGUGGAAGCCUUACUUUACAUGAAAGAACCCACACAGGCAUGAAGCCAUAUGAAUGUGUGGAGUGUGGAAAGGGUUUCUCUGAUAGAAAUAGCCUUACUGCACAUCAAAGAACCCACACAGGGGUGAGACCAUUUAAAUGUGUCAAGUGUACAAAGACAUUCAGUCAAAGAGCACAUCUUGCUACACAUCAAAGAAUCCACACAGGGGUGAAACCAUAUGAAUGUGUGGAGUGUGGAAAGAGUUUCAGUCGUACACAUCACCUUACUUCACAUCAAAGAAUGCACACAGGGGAGAAACCAUUUAAAUGUGUGGAGUGUACAAAGACAUUCAGUCAAAGAGCACAUCUUGCUAGACAUCAAAAAACCCACACAGGUGAAACCAUAUGAAUGUGUGGAGUUUGAUGCAAAGCAGUUGCCUUAGUACACAUCAAAGAACCCACAUGGGGAUGAAUGCAUAGAAAUUAAUGGAGUGCAGAAAGAGCUUUAUUCAGUGUACUAACUUUACCGUACUUGAAAUAAUCGAUGCAGGGGAGACACCAUAUAAACAUAUGGUUUGUGGGAAGAGCUUCAAGUGUAGUGGAAAGCUUACAUCAUAGAAUCACAGAGUUGGAAGGGGCCUGUAAGUCUAUCAAGUCCAACCCCCUGCUCAAUGCAGGAAUCCAAAGCAUUCCCAACAGAUUGCUUUCCAGCUGCCUCUUGAAUGCCUCCAGUGUCGGAGAGUCCACUACCUCUUUAGGUACUUGGUUCCAUUGUCACAUGGCUGUAACACUUAGGUUGUUAUUCCUGAUGUUCAGUUGAAAUCUGGCUUCCUGCAACUUGAGCCCAUUAUUCCAUGCCCUGCACUCUGGGAUGAUAGAGAAGAGAUCCCAGCCCUCCUCUGUGUGACAACCGUUCCUGUUCUUGAAGAGUGCUAUCAUAUCUCUCCUCAGUCUUCUCCAGGCUAAACAUGCCCAGUUCUUUCAGUCUCCCCUCAUAGGGCUUGGCUUCCAGUCCCCAAAACAUCCUUGUUGCCCUCCUCUCAACCUGUUCCAGGUUGUCUGCAUCCUUCUGGAAGUGCGAAGACCAGAACUGGACGCAGUACUCAAGAUGUGGCCUAACCAGUGCUUAAUAGAGGGAAACUAAUACUUCAUGCGAUUUGGAAACUGUACUUCUGUUAAUGCAGCCUAAUAUAGCAUUUGCCUUUUUUGCAGCCACUUCUCACUGUUGGUUCAUAUUCAGCUUGUGAUCAAUGACAAUUCCAAGAUCCUUCUCAUAUAUCAUAUUGCUGAGUCAAGUAUCCCCCAUCUUAUAACUGUGCAUUUGGUUUCUCUUUUCUAGGUGUAGAACUUUUGCAUUUAUCCAUGUUGAAUUUCAUUCUGUAGUUUUCAGCCCAGUGCUCCAGCCGAUCAAGGUCCCAUGUAAUUUUGUUUCUGUCUUCCACGGUAUUAGCUGUGCCCCCCAAUUUUGUAUCAUCUGCAAAUUUGAUAAGCAUGCUUUGUACCUCCUCAUCCAAGUCAUUAAUAAAAAUGUUGAAGAGCA
Rhineura floridana is the source of this 4116-nucleotide messenger RNA. Its product is annotated as zinc finger protein 420-like. Bases 1210 to 2985 code for a protein of 591 amino acids. The record is from RefSeq and is a predicted model, not a curated record. The transcript has 5 exons. Lineage: Eukaryota; Metazoa; Chordata; Lepidosauria; Squamata; Rhineuridae. Gene Ontology annotation, biological process: regulation of transcription by RNA polymerase II. Gene Ontology annotation, molecular function: DNA-binding transcription factor activity; RNA polymerase II cis-regulatory region sequence-specific DNA binding.